Messenger RNA from Lottia gigantea (owl limpet), 252 nucleotides. RefSeq lists its product as hypothetical. Lineage: Eukaryota; Metazoa; Mollusca; Gastropoda; Lottiidae. The annotation marks the transcript as partial. The transcript has a single exon. The record is from RefSeq and is a predicted model, not a curated record.
AUUGUGGGUGAUUUUGAGAUGAAUGUAGGAGGAAUUGUUGGUGAUUUUGAGAUAAAUGUAGGGGGAAUUGUGGGUGAUUUUGAGAUAAAUGUAGGAGGAAUUGUGGGUGAUUUUGAGAUAAAUGUAGGGGGAAUUGUGGGUGAUUUUGAGAUAAAUGUAGGAGGAAUUGUGGGUUAUUUUGAGAUGAAUGUAGGAGGAAUUGUUGGUGAUUUUGAGAUAAAUGUAGGAGGAAUUGUGGGUGAUUUGAGAUAA